AAUAUCAGAAUGUUUACUGGAUGGCGAAAUUUUAUGCUGGGAUGCCAAUAGUGAGACAGUAUUGCCUUUUGGCCAUUCAAGAACUGUUGCUGACGGCGAACUUGCGGAUUGCAACUUGUUUUAUGUCGUGUUUGAUUUGAUGGAGGCUGUGAAUAAGGCUGGUAAGAGAUUUUAUUUGGAGCAGGUACCAUACUUCAAGAGGCGUGAGAUGUUGCAGAAGGUGCUACUGCGACAAAGAGUGCACGAGUUGGAAAUUAUACAGAGUACAUUAUUAUGUAUACCUGUUGAUACAGAUGAAUCUGAGGAAGUAGAGACGUGCUUUCCGUGUGUCCGAAAGUUUGAGAACCUUGAGGGCUUGGUUCGUUAUCUGGGUGAGGAGCUUGAGAAGGUUCAGGAAGAACGUCGCGAAGGUAUUAUGAUCAAGCAAGUGAGUUCGCGAUAUUUUUUCAACGCCCGAUCGAAAGGCUGGUUUAAGCUGAAACCACGGUUUGGAUGGCUUAAGGACUCGCUCGACCUCGUCAUUGCUGGGUUCUACCUCUCAGAUGGCCAGAGACGACGCCGACGAGAAGCCGACUUUCUAGACAGACGCGAUCAUAUCAGUACAUUUCUGCUUGGAGUUAAGGAAGAUGAGGGCUACCGUGUCUUCACCAAGUGUGGAACCGGUUACACUAUCGAAGAGCUACGAGACGUCACGGAUGAACUCAAACCCUAUAUGCGGUCUCCGGACGACGCUGAUUGGAACCAAAUUUUCAACUUUUGGUCUCCGUCUGCAACAAGUGAGAAACCGGACUAUGUUAUUCUACCUCAGCAUUCCAUCGUGAUGGAAAUCAUGGGCGCUGAACUGGUCCCGUCGGAAGUAUUCGACUUACCCUACACACUCAGGUUUCCCCGCGCAGUUAAGGGUAAGGCUUUCCGCCGAGAUAAAAAUUACGACGAAAUUAGUACGGUAGCUGAUAUCAAGGAUAUACUCCAAAACAAGCAUUUCGAUAACCCUCCCGGAACAAAGUUGAAUGAUAGCGGGGAUGAGGUCCAUACAAAGGACAACAAUAGAAAUAAGAAACCCAAGGCUGCUACGAGAGCCACAGGCAAGCGAGAUCGAGUCGACGCCUAUACCGAAUCGCUGAUAAACAAAAAGACCAUUACUCAAGAAAGUAACCUGUUCAGUAAGCUAACGUUUUAUGUGGAGCCUUAUAAGGACUCAAUGGAAGUCGAGAAAGCAAUUUUAUUGAAUGGAGGGGAUCUGCAACGUACGUACCAAACAGGGAAGCAGGACUUUGUUAUUAGUCAUGUUUUAACAGCUCGAGUAAAAUUAUAUCAUUGUAAAGACGACAUUUCAAUUUAUUUGCCCAAAUUUGUUAAUGACUGUAUUCGCUACCAGACAAUGCUUCAGCCACAUCCGGCCAAUGUACUGGUACCAAAUCUUGAACUAAAGGCUGAAUGGGAACAUAAGUUUGAUCCGAUUGGAGAUAAUUAUUUAGAACCGAUUAACUUGGAUAUGUUGGAACUCCUAUUAAGCCGUGACGAUCUUUAUAAGCAGGAUAUAGAAGACAUAGAUCCCGAGCUAUCUAUUUAUUGCCCAUCUAAAAUCAUAGUUUUGAAAGGAUGGGAUCCUCAACGUGUUGGCUUCAGCAGCCUGGCGUUCAAUCACGGAGGUCGCAAAUCAGAUGACGUGGGUAAUGACGUAGAGGUGAAGAAAGAAUAUAGGAGCAACUAUGGGUCGGAGAAGUGUGAACGCAGCUUCGACUGGAAUUAUAUGUCGUACACGGCUAUGCCAUAUACAUCGGGUAGCAUAUCAGAACAAAUACCCCCGCAGCUCGCCAAGUACCUUAACAGGUACAGAAGAAUGAAUGUGAUUUAUGAAUCGUUAAGACUGGUGUUAGCCAGUUUUUUGUGCGACGGUUUCAGGUUGCGAUCAGAGGAAGAAGACAUCUCCCGUACAAAGGCAACAACCAUUUACCUGCACCCGGAGCACAUACACCUGGGGGAAGUUCAGGGGGAGUCUAGAAGCAUUUGGUCAUUCAUGUACCAACCAUGA
Messenger RNA from Gregarina niphandrodes, 2035 nucleotides. Its product is annotated as DNA ligase. The record is from RefSeq and is a predicted model, not a curated record. The annotation marks the transcript as partial. Lineage: Eukaryota; Apicomplexa; Conoidasida; Eugregarinorida; Gregarinidae. Gene Ontology annotation, molecular function: ATP binding; DNA ligase (ATP) activity; DNA binding. The transcript is spliced from 3 exons. Gene Ontology annotation, cellular component: DNA ligase IV complex. Gene Ontology annotation, biological process: double-strand break repair via nonhomologous end joining; DNA recombination; nucleotide-excision repair, DNA gap filling.